Spodoptera littoralis (African cotton leafworm) is the source of this 522-nucleotide messenger RNA. The record is from the annotation of a GenBank genome assembly. NCBI's taxonomy places the organism in Eukaryota, Metazoa, Arthropoda, Insecta, Lepidoptera, Noctuidae.
AUGUGGUCGUAUGAGUGUUGCAGUGUGGUACUGUGGAGCUGCCUGGCGCUGUCGGCGGUGCACUGCGCGGUGUUUCUGCUGGUACCAGAGUCGCCUGCGUACCUGGCCGCCGUCGGCAGAACUGACGUGAGAGGCGCGCGCGCGCUGGCGUGGCUGCGCGGGCUGCCGACGGACGCGGCGGCGCUGCAGCACGAGCUGCGCGCGCUGCCGGCGCCCGACCAGCACCUCGCCUCGCCGUACAGCCUCACGAAACGUUUCUUGAGCGAGCCGCGGCGGCGGCGCACGUUCUGGCUGGUGCUGGCGGCGGUGGUGGGGCAGGAGGCCUGCGGCGUGCUGGCGCUGCUGCAGUACGCCGAGCGAGUGUUCGUGCUGGCGCGGGACCAGGGCCCCGCCGCCGCCGGCGCCGCGCAGCUCGCCAGCCCCGCGCGACACGCCGUGCUACUCGGCGCGACGCAACUCCUGGCUUCUGUGCUAGCUCUUUACCUCGUUGAGAAAGUCGGCAGAAAGGUUCGGCCUAUUUGA